CACGCUCUUCUCAGCUUCAGGGCUCAAACUUCAUCUCAGCUCUCACACAGACUCAUUUUUGAGCCCUUUUAUCUCUCUUCCUCAUCUUUCUCUCACUGAAAAAAAUGUUGGGUAAGCACGGAAGCAAUUCAACAAUGGCUUCUUCUCCGCCAGACACAAGCAAAACCAUCAAGCUUGAACGCUAUAACAGCUAUCUCCGACGAGUUAACAGCACGAAGCUUCUCAAUGCUUCUUCCAAACUGCUUUUCCGAGCAACCCUUUUGGUCGCUUUGGUUCUAAUCUUCUUUUUCACAUUCAAUUACCCACCACUCUCAGAUAAUUCCGGUCAUCACCACCUCCAUACCCACCACAAUUUCCUCUCCUCCGCUUUUUAUGGCUCCGGCGCCGGCGGAGCAGCAUGGGAAAAACAAGUCCGGCAUUCAUCGACUCCUCGGAGACCCAACGGAAUGUCGAUUCUGGUAACCGGAGCCGCCGGGUUCGUCGGAGCUCAUUGUUCUUUGGCUUUGAAAAAGAGAGGAGAUGGAGUUCUGGGACUCGAUAAUUUCAACGACUACUACGACCCGUCGUUGAAGCGAGCGAGGCAAGCGCUUUUAGCAAAACACCAAAUUUUCAUCGUUGAUGGCGAUCUGAACGACGGGCCGUUGCUAUCGAAGCUAUUCGACGUCGUUCCGUUCACUCAUAUCCUCCACUUGGCCGCUCAAGCCGGCGUUCGAUACGCAAUGCAAAACCCCCAAUCUUAUGUGAGUUCCAACAUUGCCGGCUUCGUCAACCUCCUCGAGAUCGCCAAAGCCGCCAACCCUCAGCCCGCCAUUGUUUGGGCCUCGUCGAGCUCUGUCUACGGCCUCAACACCGAGAAUCCAUUCUCCGAGCUCCACAGAACCGAUCAGCCGGCGAGUCUCUACGCAGCCACGAAAAAAGCCGGCGAGGAGAUCGCUCACACUUACAACCACAUCUACGGACUCUCCCUCACCGGACUCAGAUUCUUCACCGUGUACGGACCUUGGGGGAGACCAGACAUGGCGUACUUCUUCUUCACCAAGGACAUCUUGCAGGGAAAGACCAUUGAUAUUUACCAGACGCAGGACGAUAAAGAGGUGGCGCGUGACUUCACGUACAUCGAUGACGUCGUGAAGGGAUGUCUCGGAGCUCUCGAUACGGCGGAGAAGAGCACCGGAAGUGGAGGCAAGAAGAGAGGUCCGGCUCAGCUGAGGGUUUACAACCUCGGGAACACAUCGCCGGUGCCGGUCGGGAAAUUGGUGGCGAUUCUCGAAGGGCUGUUGAACACGAAAGCGAAGAAGCACGUGAUCAAGAUGCCGCGAAACGGCGACGUUCCGUUCACGCAUGCGAAUGUGAGCUUGGCUUAUAGGGAUUUCGGGUACAAACCCACCACGGACUUGGCUACUGGACUGAGAAAGUUCGUUAAGUGGUAUGUUAGUUAUUAUGGUAUUCAAUCGAGGGUAAAAAAGGGAAAUAAUAUCCAGCCUGGUCAUCCCGAAGAUUCGGCUUGAUUAUCAUCAUCACCACAUGGGUUUUUUUUUUCUUUUUUCUUUUUCCUUUUUGUUUAUUUCCUAAAAUUUUUAAUUUUUGUUGAAAAUUCUGCUCUUUUUUUUUUUUUUUUUUGGGUGGUGGGGGUUUAAGUUAUUGUUGUGGUCCUCCAUGUAUUGGAUCAAAAAUUGUUAAUGUUCUUGUUGUAGCAUAUAGAUAUAUAAACUUGAUAUAGAAGAAGAAGAAGAUAAAGAAGAAGAAAUGGGAAAAAAAAAUGGCUUAGGAAGAAGUAAAGUGUAGAUCUGUAAACAGGGUGGAGGAAAGAAGGUGUAAUAACAUGGUGGGGUCUACUUAAAAAGAGGAAGUAGAUCUCAGCCAUUUGAUUUUAUAUGAAAAAGAAGAAAAUGAAAAAAAAAAAAAAAUUGUGAUUUGAUCAACAAAAA
Messenger RNA from Ziziphus jujuba (common jujube), 1928 nucleotides. RefSeq names its product UDP-glucuronate 4-epimerase 6. NCBI's taxonomy places the organism in Eukaryota, Viridiplantae, Streptophyta, Magnoliopsida, Rosales, Rhamnaceae. The record is from RefSeq and is a predicted model, not a curated record. The transcript has a single exon. Bases 105 to 1508 code for a protein of 467 amino acids.